This is a messenger RNA of Arxiozyma heterogenica, 678 nucleotides long. RefSeq names its product Pcl5p (gene PCL5). Lineage: Eukaryota; Fungi; Ascomycota; Saccharomycetes; Saccharomycetales; Saccharomycetaceae. Gene Ontology annotation, biological process: regulation of cyclin-dependent protein serine/threonine kinase activity. Gene Ontology annotation, cellular component: cyclin-dependent protein kinase holoenzyme complex; nucleus. Bases 1 to 678 code for a protein of 225 amino acids. The record is from RefSeq and is a predicted model, not a curated record. Gene Ontology annotation, molecular function: protein kinase binding; cyclin-dependent protein serine/threonine kinase regulator activity. The transcript has a single exon.
AUGCAUCAAGUUACACCGGAUUCUAGUCAUUUAGGGCUAGAUUCCACUUCAACCAAUUGUAAUAAUAUUCCGUCAUUUUAUCAAUCCUCAUCACAUGCGGAUCCUUCCAAAAAAUGCACUGCAUCAAUUAUUCAUAAUAUUUCCAUUUUAUUAUUUAAAUUUACCAAAAAUUUGCAAGUUGGAACAAUCGAUAACUCUAUUCAAUCUAUAAGGCCAUUUAUUAUUGAAAUUUUGAAACGUUCAAAAUGUAAUAAAAUUACCACAUUAUUAGCAUCAUACUACGUCAAUAAAUUGUAUCAGGGUCAAACAGACUUAGCAAAGUUACCAGAGUUUGCUAAAUGUUCAAAAAGAAUAUUUUUGAUUUGUUUGAUUAUUAGCCACAAGUUUCUCACUGAUAAUACAUAUGCAAUGAAAACAUGGUCCCAAAUUACUGGACUAAGUGUCAAGGCGCUUAAUGACAUGGAACGUUGGUGUUUAAACAAAUUGAAUUAUGCGUUAUAUGUUAAGAAAGAAAUACUACAACACUGGAUUUUAAAGAUGUCUCAAAGUACAUUAGAUAUUAAGGAUGAUGUUUGUACCCAUAAGAAAAGAAAAUAUGAUAACAAUGUCCAGUAUGAUUCUUCAUGUUCUAUAAUUGAUGCCAAUUUUGAAAAAAGAACUAAGGUUUUAAUAAAUUAA